GCGCGCGCUUUAAAGGUGCCGCGGCUCAUGCGCUAUUGUGAACUGGUGUUAUAGAGAGAUCGAGUCUCUGAACGGACGGACCGGGCUCCAACGAAAAUACACACAGGGGAAAUAUAUCAGUCUACUAGCCUAGUGCAAAAACCUGGAAGAGAGAGUGCACCACAGAGACUGCAGGUUAGGGUGAAGAAGAACAGUGAUUAAGAGGAGGAUAGAUUCUUGAAGAGGAGAGUGGAGUGGACUGGGUCUUGUCUGUUGUAAAUGUGCACGAGUCUGAGCCGUUCUGAUUGAGGAGAGAGGCGGGUCUUAUCUGCGUCUGGGGGGAGGACCUUCGUGUCAGAUAACCAAUCAUGGAGAGGACGAGGACGAGGCUGGGUGCAGCAGUGUUCCUGAUGCUGAUCUUGGGUCACCUAGGCAACGCUCUGGAGGUCCCACUAGACCCAAAAGUUCUGGAAGAAUUGGCGCAGCCGCCAACCAUAACUCAACAAUCCCCCAAGGAUUACAUCAUCGACCCUCGGGAGAGCAUCGUCAUCCACUGUGAGGCCAAAGGGAAGCCACAUCCCAGCUUCUCGUGGACCAGGAACGGGACCCACUUUGACAUUGACCAGGAUCCCAAGGUGACGAUGCGACCCCGCUCUGGUACCCUGGUGGUGGACAUCAGUGGGGAGAAGGCCGAGACGUACGAGGGGAUCUACCAAUGUACAGCCAGAAACAAACACGGGGCCGCAGUGUCCAACAAUAUCGUCAUCAGACAGUCCAGGUCCCCCUUGUGGUCAAAGGAGAGGAACGAGCCAAUCAGAGUUCAGGAGGGCGAGGCUCUAGUGCUACAUUGCCGGCCCCCUGCUGGCCUACCCCCUCCCAUCAUCUUCUGGAUGGACGUCAACUUCCAGAGACUGCCUCAGAGCAGCCGUGUGUUCCAGGCGUUGAACGGAGACUUGUACUUCUCCAACGUUCUGAAGGAGGACUCGAGGAACGACUACAUCUGUUACGCUCGUUUCCCUCACACUCAGACCAUCCAGCAGAAACAACCCAUCACCCUCUUAGUGCUCAACCUGGAUGCAGUCAAUGAGACUGUUGCUGCUUUAUUCAAUGAAACUGAUUUGUUUAGUGACGGCUUGGCGGAGGAGAGGAAACCUACUUUCCUCAUCCCUUCUGGCUCCAGCAGCUCCAAGAUGGUGCUGAGAGGACAGGUCCUGGAGUUGGAGUGCAUCACUGAAGGACUUCCCACUCCAGAGGUCUCGUGGAGUAAGCUGAGCGGGGAGUUCCCUGACAAGCGUACCUCCAUCGUGACCUUCCAGAAGAUACUGCGUAUCGUGAACGUGUCCGACGCCGACGCCGGCGAGUACCGCUGCACUGCCCACAACCGCCUGGCCUCCGUACACCACACCAUCCGUGUCACUGUCAAAGCGGCACCGUACUGGCUCACUACCCCCAGGAACCUGGUGCUGGCCCCUAAAGAGAAGGGUCAAUUGAUCUGUAGGGCCAGUGGUACUCCCAAACCCACCAUCAACUGGGCCAUGAAUGGCAUCCCCAUAGAGAAUUCACCUGAGGACCCCAAUAGGAAGGUGGAAGGUGACACCAUCAUCUUCGAGGAAGUCCAGACUGGAUCCAGUGCAGUCUACCAGUGCAACGCAUCCAAUGAAUAUGGAUAUCUGCUGUCCAAUGCCUUCGUCAACGUUCUCUCUGAAACACCCAGAGUAUUGACUCCAGCUAACCAGGUCUACCAGGUGAUCAGAAACAACCACGCCUUGCUGGACUGUUCCUCCUUCGGCUCGCCCAUCCCCAAAAUCACAUGGUUUAAGGACAGCCAGUCCAGCACCCUGGAAGGGGACCCCUACUUGCUGCAUGAAAAUGGGACUCUGGAGAUAUAUGUGGCUCAGGCCCUCAACAGUGGGAAGUAUAUCUGUGUGGCCAGGAAUACUCUGGGCAUCGCUGAGAACCACGUCUAUCUGGAGGUCAAAGAGCCAACUCGUAUCCUGAAGCAGCCCAAAUACAAGGUGGCCCAGAGAAACAGGAACGUGGUGUUUGAGUGUAAAGUAAAACACGACCCCACCCUCAUCCCCAUCAUGAUCUGGCUGAAAGACAACGGAGAGCUGCCCGACGACGAGAGAUUUCUGGUGGACUCUGACAGCUUGACCAUAACAGAUGUGACAGAGAACGACGCUGGAACUUACACCUGCAUAAUGAAUACUACUCUGGACCAUGACUCUGCCAGUGCUGAGCUCACUGUCGUCGAGGCAGCUCCUACUCCAGCUACCAUCUAUGAACAACCAGACCCUCCAACUGACCUGGAGCUGACCGACAUGAAACCCAGGAGUGUCCAGCUCACCUGGAUACCUGGAGACGAACACAACAGCCCUAUUCACAAAUUUGUGAUCCAGUACACAGACUCUCUCCACGAUCAUGGCCACUGGCACAACCUGACGCAUGUCCCGGGCAGCAAGACCACGGCCCACCUCGAACUGUCCCCUUACGUUCACUACUCCUUCAGAGUCCUGGCCCUGAACGCUGUGGGUCUCUCCGAUCCCUCCAACCCAUCCCACAUGUACAAGACCAACCCUGCAGCUCCAGAUGAGAACCCCAGCGGAGUUAAAGGUUUUGGAACUGAACAUGACAAUCUUAUGAUAUUGUGGAAGCCAAUGUCAGGCCUCCAGGCUAACGGUCCAGGCCUGCAGUACAAGGUGAUGUGGAGAAAGAAGGAUGUGGACAAGAACUGGACGUCAGUGACCGUGGCCAACGUCUCCAAGUUCAUGGUCUCUGGGACGCCCACCUUCACACCAUACGAGGUCAAGGUUCAAGCCAUUAACAACAACGGGAUUGGCCCUGAUCCAGUUGUGGUCACUGGACACUCGGGAGAGGACUUGCCGGUGCAGGCUCCAGACAAUGUCCAGGUCCUAGUGUUGAACAGCACCCUGGCUGAGGUGCACUGGGAGCCUGUCCCCCCGAAGACAGUACGGGGACAUCUCAAGGGAUACAAGGUGUAUUACUGGCGUGAGCGGAGCCUCCACAAACACAACCCCCACCGUGUGGAGAAGCAGCUUCUGACCUUCAGUGGGAACAAGAGUCAUGGCAUGCUCCCAGGCCUGCAGCCCUACAGCCUCUACCUGUUCAACGUCAUGGUCUACAACGGCAAGGGGGAGGGCCCCGCCAGCUCCAACCUGCAGUUUGAGACCCCCGAAGGAGUUCCUGGGCGGCCAUCUUUCCUGAGGAUCACCAACUCUAACCUGAACAAUUUGACUCUGGAAUGGGGUCCUCCCAACGACCUCAACGGACACCUCACCGGCUACAUCCUCAAAUACCAGCAAGUCAAUAACUCCAACGAGCUGGGUCCGAUGGAAGAGCUGGCCCUGCCGGCCAACAAGACCUCCAUCACGCUCCCCAACCUCAAGUACAGCACACGCUACAAGUUUUAUUUCAAUGCCAAAACAGGCCAGGGAGCAGGGCCCGUCAUUACAGAGGAAGCCGUCACUAUUAUGGACGAAGUCCUAAUGUAUCAGCCUUCAGUAGACGAGGCUGGAGGAGGGAACACCCGAACCCAAACCUCACCUCCCAUAGCAGGGUCUCCUCCACGCCACCCAUUCCACAAGGUGCAUCCAGCGGCUCCGGCAUUCAGGAACGUUAGCUCUUCCGUGGGAGAGAACGGAAUGCUUAUCAACUGGGAGUACUGGGGAGCGGAAAAACAUGUUUAUGUAGAAUAUAUAGUUAAGAACGACAACACUCUCGGUGAAGAGGAGUGGCAGAAAGAGUAUGUCAAUGGAUCUCAGGCCUAUGUGCUGAAGGGUUUAAAGGAGGGCCUGUCCUAUAGGGUACGCAUGGUUGCCAAGGGUCACGAUGACCAAGCAGUGCUCCACCAAUCAGAGGAGCUUUUGGUGACCGUUCCAGCUAUGCCAUCCAGACAGGUGGACAUCGCUACUCAGGGCUGGUUCAUCGGCCUGAUGUGUGCCAUCGCUCUCCUCAUCCUCGUCCUCCUCAUCAUCUGCUUCAUUAAGAGGAACAAGGGAGGCAAAUACCCAGUGAAAGAAAAAGAGGAUGCUCACACAGACCCAGAGUUCCAGCCUAUGAAAGAGGAUGACUGUACUUUUGGGGAAUACAGUGACACUGAGGACCAUAAGCCGUUAAAAGGGAGCCGCACACCUUCUAACGGGACGGUGCACAGGGACAGCAGUGACGACAGUUUAGUUGACUAUGGAGGUGGAGACGGACAGUUCAACGAGGAUGGGUCUUUUAUUGGGCAGUACAGCGGAAAGAGCUCCAUCAGGGAAACUGCUGAGGGCCCCUCCCCGGUUAAUACAACCGCUAUGAACUCCUUUGUGUAGCCAGUCAACUGGUCCGCCAGGCCACUAGGUGGCGCUACAGUAUAUUACACUUUUUUGUGUAGCCAGGCCACUAGGCAGCGUUGCAGAUACUUAUAUAUUCUUUGCGUAGCUAAUUAGAUGUUUUUCCUCCCAGCCAAUAGGAGACACUGCGGUGACUGUUCCGUCCCCCAUAUCACAGGGCUGACCAAUCACAUCAUUGUGUGGCUUAUCAUCAUCAUCACCAUUACAUGCCCCACCCAUCUGCACCCAGAACCACCAAUGAGAACCACCCUGCUGUCACAGACACAUAAGAUACACAUUGGAGAUACUAGAUACUCCUGGAGGACUACGAUUCUUAUACAGUGCAUGGAAAUCCUGAAAUGAUGUACAUCCAUAUAUUAACAUAUUGAGAUUAACACUAAUUAGUAUAUUACACAGAAGAUAUUAUCUAUCUUGGACUACUAUGUGGUUCACAUUUGUAUUAUUUACCAUAUUGUUUUUCCAGUCAAAGCGUUACCUUGAUAUUAUUGUGUAUGUUAGAGGUACUUUUUGUCCCUCAGGGCCACCAUAAAGAGGCAUCAAUGUCUUUGUGGACCUAGUGGUGAAAUGAGUUACUAAAUGUAUGGCUAUUAUUCUAUGUAUUUGUGCAAGAUGGGCAGUUUGUACAGUUUAUACAGUUGUUGUUGCAGAAAGGUUGAAUUUACAGUUACAAAAGUAAAGGUUGAAUUUACAGUAACAGAUGUAAAGGUUGAAUUUAUAGUUAGAAAGGUAAAGGUUGAAUUUACAGUAACAAAGGUAAAGGUUGAAUUUACAGUAACAAAGGUAAAGGUUGAAUUUACAGUAACAAAGGUAAAGGUUGAAUUUACAGUGCAGGAUUUUGUACAGUAUGUACUGUAUAUGCAGACAGAGAGCUCCUAAAUGUAUUAUUAUUUUGCUGCGAAUGCAAAUGCUGAAGCUAUACACGCCCUCAUGACAUCAUCCUCAUGACCUUUGACCUGCAUGUGACCUCAUUUCCUGUGGUUGCACCUCACAUGAUCUCACCUGACGGUGAGCUUAUGGCUCUUCUUGUCAGACCCCAAGGGCAUGUACUGUCAUCCCAUGGCAGCUUUUCCUUUUCUUUUCAAAAUGUCAUGUUCAUUUGUGGUGCAUCAUGGGUGGCCUUCAGCAGUAGUGUGCCUCAGAACUCUGAUUCAGUUCAGUCUAGAUUCAUAAAAAAAAAGACUGUUUUACACAGAGUUCAGUGAGUGGAACGGGCACAAAGCCAGAGGACUGUGGAGUCACACUCUUGGGGGUGAUGAGUUCAGUAGGGAGGGAUGGAAGGAUGGAGGACAUCAUAAAGGAAGGAAUACUUCAUAUAGUCAUAUUUUAAAAAGCUUCCCAGUGCUUUUUCUCAGAUAGGGCAUUUAUUUUCCUUCCAUCAAGCGGCACAGGGCAGCCAUAUUGGACAGAGCAAAUGCAUUUUAUGUUUAAAAUUCCUUGUUGUUUUCAAAGGUUCUGGUCAUCUAUGAAGUGUUUGUCAUUCUGUGGUGCGUGUGUGCGUGUGCACGUGUGUGUGUGUGCUGUUGUUGAG
This is a messenger RNA of Salmo salar (Atlantic salmon), 5862 nucleotides long. RefSeq names its product neuronal cell adhesion molecule. NCBI's taxonomy places the organism in Eukaryota, Metazoa, Chordata, Actinopteri, Salmoniformes, Salmonidae. Gene Ontology annotation, cellular component: axon; plasma membrane. Gene Ontology annotation, biological process: cell-cell adhesion; axon guidance; brain development. The record is from RefSeq and is a predicted model, not a curated record. Gene Ontology annotation, molecular function: cell-cell adhesion mediator activity.